Molecule: messenger RNA, 3231 nt
Organism: Oryzias latipes (Japanese medaka)
Lineage: Eukaryota; Metazoa; Chordata; Actinopteri; Beloniformes; Adrianichthyidae
Gene: ackr3a
Product: atypical chemokine receptor 3a
Biological process (GO): vasculogenesis; chemotaxis; angiogenesis
Cellular component (GO): membrane
Molecular function (GO): chemokine binding; G protein-coupled receptor activity; coreceptor activity
Source: RefSeq, a predicted model, not a curated record
GAGGCGUAGCUUCUUAACACCAGCAAGUGCGGCUCGCCGCACGGGACUCCGUCCGAUUCAUUUGCAGAGGCGGGGUGAGCCACACUGACGCUCGAGCGGAGCAAGAGUGACGCUUCAGCCUUUAAACUGCCACCUAACAUUUCAGUCCUUCAGACGACAGAAGAAGAUCAAAGAGAAGAGAAGGAAACAGAGGGUCUGUUCCAGUCAGGUUGUGCACCCCCUCCAGUGGUCUUUGUGCCUCUACCAUCGGUGAAAAAUGAGUCUAAGUGAGUUUGAAGACCUGUGGGAGAAUUUCGGGGAGUUGAACUUCUCUGAAACCUUCAGCAACAUCACAAGUGUGGAGGCCAUGGUUUGUGCCACAGCAUUCAAUCGCAGUGCCCUACUGUACUCCAUGUGCGUCCUUUACACGUUCAUCUUCGUCAUUGGCCUGGCUGCCAACGCCCUCGUCCUCUGGGUGAACAUCCGCGCUCAAAGCGACUCCACCCCUCGCCAUGAGACGCACACGUACAUCGCUCACCUGGCGGUUGCAGAUUUGUGUGUGUGUGCGACACUUCCCAUCUGGGUGAGCUCGCUGGCCCAGCACGGCCACUGGCCCUUUGGGGAAGUUGCGUGCAAACUCACGCACCUGCUGUUCUCUGUCAACCUCUUUGGCAGCAUCUUCUUCUUGGCGUGCAUGAGCGUGGACCGUUACUUUAGUCUGUUGCAGCCCAGAGAGGAAGGAGCCCAACGCAGGAAGUUGAUCCGCCGAGGUGUAUGUUUGGGGGUUUGGCUUCUGGCUCUGGUAGCCUCCUUGCCAGACACCCACUUCCUGCACACUGUGAAGUCAACACAUAGCGACACCAUGCUGUGCAGGCCUGUGUACCCAGAGGAGAACCACACAGAAUGGAUGGUAGGAGUGCAGCUGAGUUUUAUCCUGCUGGGCUUUCUUCUCCCCUUUCCGGUCAUUGCAGUCUUUUAUGCCCUGCUGGCCAGAGCUUUCGCCCACUCCUCCUCUUCAUCAUCCUCAUCUCCAGUGGAGCAAGAGCGCCGCGUCAGCCGCAGAGUUAUUCUGGCCUACAUUGUUGUUUUUCUGGCGUGUUGGGGGCCUUACCACUCCGUGCUCUUGGCUGACUCCCUGUCACAGCUGGGCUUGGUGCCCCUGACUUGUGGCCUGGAGAACGUGCUCUACGUGGCUUUGCACCUCACCCAGUGCCUGUCCUUGCUCCACUGCUGCUUCAACCCCAUUCUCUACAACUUCAUCAACAGAAACUACCGUUAUGACCUCAUGAAGGCGUUCAUUUUCAAAUAUUCAACUCGAACGGGCCUGGCACGUCUCAUCGAGGCUCCUAACAUGUCUGAGACUGAAUACUCUGCUGUAGCUGUAGAAAACCCGCCACUCAUAUCAAAGACAACAUCUGAAUGACUUUGAGGAAGCAUAAACGUGUGUUACAGCCGAUUAUUUUCAUCUGCUGUCCAAAACCAGCAUGUUUUUUUACAGAGACUGUUUAGUUUUAGAAAAACUUGAAGUCUCCAACUUUUCAUCUCUUGACCAAUUUUUAAAAGAAGCACUUAAAACAGUUCAUGAAAACAGUCAAUUUAAAAAAAAAUCAGCAUAAACAUAGUUAUUAUAGUUGAAAAGCCAAAAGACUGUAACUUGUGCAAAAAUGUUAUCUAUAUUGUGUGUUUGAAUGUAUUUUGUUUGCAUUUUUUCUAUGAGGUCUGAUGUCGUACCAGGAGUGUAAUAUCUUUGUAUUUAGUUGUAUUUAUAUUCAUUUGUGUGGAUUUGUCUCUCUCUCAUUGAAAUGCUAAGUCAUCACACACUGAUUCCUGCGCCACACCGCACAACACUGCCUCAUUGUUGUUUAAAGUUGAUCCACUGACUGGCUCUGCGCUUCAGUCCUGCUGUCUCAACAUGAAUCACAUCCUCAUGUAUCAGACAAAACCCUCAGAUAAUUAAUCUCUUAAAGGCAAUAACCUUUUCUUCCAAGGAAUGUUUUUUUACAUGGAUUGAUUUACAUAAAGAUGUGAGACUUGUAUGCAUAAAUUUUAAUGUUUAAUCUUGUUUCUGACCCUCAUUUUUUAAAUAUUUUUAUUCAAAUAAUUGUGCAUUUUGUGGUACAACACCAAAUUUUGCAUGUAUGUAGGUUAGGAUUCCCUCUUUCAGAAAAGCGUGUCAGCCACGAGAAAAUACAGGAUUUUUAAAUAUAAAUAAUACACACAUAAUAGUAUUUUGUAGGGAACCCCUCAAAUUUAAGGACUGUGUAUUGUACAUGAACAGCCCAUAUUGGGUCCAAAUUGAUCAGACAGAAAUGAGCAACCUUCAUGAUGUCACUAAACGUCAUCACGUCUAGCUUCCAAGUAUUGCACAAUGCACAGACUGAGUUUUUGCUGUGUCAUAGAUGCUGUUUGUGUUGUUUUUCCCAUAUGGCACCUAUAAACACUUACCGGUAUUUGUAAAUCAUCAAAAGUGAUUUAGUUUGACUCUGGUUAUCUGUUAAUUAUGUUUUAACCAAACAGUGUUGUGGAUUAAGUCAUUAAGCUACAAAGUAUGAAAGAAUGUGAGAUCAAAGACGUUAAUAUUUUAAGUGAAGUUUUAAUUUUUAAAUCCUAAGGAAUAACACUUCUAUGAGUCUCUCUUUGCCAUAGAUUGUGUUGCUAAAUUUUAUAAUAUUCAUUUUAAAUACUUUCAACUUUAAAUAAAUAAAUACACUCCAAACCUUCGCAUUAACUUUAAACUGAAGUGGCAGCACUAUUGUGUACAAGUUUAGAAACAUGUUACACUGCUUUGCGUCUGGAACUAAUAUCAGCUCUAGCAGUGGAUCAGACACACAUGCUCAUUUGGCGUCGAUUCAGCUACAGCAGCACACAAGCACAGAUUGCUCAAACUCAAUCAAGGAAGCAAAUGAAUCUGUCAAUGCAGGCAGAGAUGUGUCCAAAUGCAGACUGAGACAGACGUUCCAAUAUGUCAAUGCAUUCCUCACAGUGUGUGCGUGAAUAACCAAAGCUCGACACCAAAAUUUGCACGUCAGAAUCAUUAAAUCGCACAUUUUUCUCACUGUAUUGUUCUGAUGCACGGAUGCUGCACAGCAUUAUGUCACCCAAUUUGUUUUGCGUGUUUUCAUGCUGAAACGGUUUUCAAAAGUGGUUAGUACAAAGUGAGAGAAAACAAACAUGUUUCUACAAGAACAGAGAAGUUCUUUUGUUAUUGUAAUGUAUUACCUGUUUAAUUACAUAAUAAACACAGAAAAAUGG